UCUCUGGCUUGGUCCCGUUUGAUUCCCUCCUCAAAGUCGCUAAACAUUUGGAAUGUCCUGCAGGCACGACUCACGAGCGAGUGGAGACGCUUUCAGCAGAGUCCAUCCGUCCACCCCGGAACUUGGUUUCUGUCAACACAGAACCGCUGUCCAGGAAUAGUGCAUAUAUAGAGGAACCUGGAUUGUCAUCAUUCUGUUCGGACGAGCAUUGAAGACCUGAUAGACCAGGGAGCAAUCAAGGAAAAUAAAGCACUUAGAAGAAAUUGGGGUGCCAUUGUCGAUCGGUCGCGGGAGGGUUUUCAUCCACACCUUUGGCUGCGAUUCGUCAGUGCAACGUGACAUAGAUGAUGAAGAUCGAACCACUGUACUGCACCAAGCAAUCUGUGCAGCACUAGCAGAAGAGGGGUGUCCUGUAGCAGCAAUACGAGGAAAAAAAGCAACAGAGAAAGACAGAGAAGAAGUGAAAUAGAAGUCACGGGUUUGCUUCAGGGAACCUGUAAGUCUCUGUUUCUUUAUCUAUAGUACCUUCGUAUGGAGGGUGCUGGGCCUUGUAUAGGAACACCCCUGGUUUGUCCGUUGGCCCAGUCUCCAGUGUCGCCGGUUUCAUGAGACAUCCAGGGAGGUAAGCAUGUACUAAUGACAAAAUAAAUUUGGAGAACAUUUUUGUUAAAGAUUGGAAAAGAGUUUGUGAACAGGUGACCGUGAAAGGGCCCUGUUUCCUUGUUACAACUGUUUGUAUAAGGUGCAUGGCCACUAUCCAAUACCGGACACUAAUUUCUGACCAUAUCUCUGAACUUUCUGCUGCCAUUUUGUAGUUUCAAGAGAUUGUUAAUGUAACUCCAACUUGUCAUAAAUGGGAAGGGCAGCAGUCCAAGGGUAUAGUUGAUUGAAGCUCAGGAAGGGUUAAUGUGUUUGAUUUGACAGCAAGGGCAGAUCCUUGUUCCAGAAUUACUCUAUAGUUACAAAAGGGUUCCCUUGAAUGGCUUUGUUUCUCACUCAAGCACUACAUAGUUUCAAGUGAGGUUGAGAUUUCAGAACGUAAACUUCAUAAGUGGUUAGCUGUUAAUGAUUAGCAUUCAUCAUGCUUCCUGUGCCUUUGAAAAGGAUCGCCAAAUGCAAGGGAAACCAUCUACAACCAUCCUCUCUUCUCAAACCAUCAUUGUCAUCCCCAUCAGAAGACCACUCACUUGCUCAACUCUCCCAGUUACUGAAACUCCACCUGAAGCCAACCUUUUCACCUAAGGACCUCCUCAGUUUUUUGAAAAAAAAGCUCUACCACCAUCCCACCCUCAACUGCUUUGAUCUUCAUGUCUUCCACUGGGCAUCUGGGCAUGAGUGGUUCACUCAUGACCACUCCACCUAUGAAUGGACGGUCAAGAACUUAGCCCGCACAGAUCGCUUCAUGGAAAUCCCUCAAAUCCUUGACUGCAUGCUUGCACACCCUUGCCCCUGCUCCCAAGGUAUCUUCUCUUGUCCUCAUGUUGAAACCAUUUUCACAUUUGCUAUAAAUACCUUUUGCAAGUUGCAUAGGCUAGAUGAAGCCAUGGUUCUCUUCAGUAACAUGAGGAAGGCGAUUGAUGGAAGGCCAUCUGUGGUUGUCUAUAACAUGUUACUUAGUUGUAUGGCAAAAUGCAGGAGGCAUGAAAGUGCCAUCGAAUUCUAUGCUUCAAUGCUACGAGAUAAGGUGAAGCCUGACAUCUUCACCUUCAACAUUCUAGUAAGCAGCUACUGCAGGAACUCACAGUUUGAUUCAGCAAUUAAGCUGUUCAAGGAGAUGAGGACCAAAGGAUGUGUCCCCAAUGUGGUUACUUUUAAUACCUUGAUACAAGGACUAUUUCGAGACCGGAAAAUGAAAGAAGGAAUAGGGAUUGCUUAUGAAAUGGUUGAGCUGGGUUGUGGUUUCACUGUUGUUUCUCUUGAGAUAUUGUUAGGUGGGCUCUGUAGAGAAGGAAUGGUAAUGGAUGCUUGUGAAAUUUUGCAUGAGUUCUCGUCAAAGAAGGGAGUUCUUCCUCAGGGGUAUGAUUGUCUCUGUAUUGUCAAUGCCCUUUGUCUUCAAAAGAAUGUGGAAAAGGGGAUGGCAAUUGUGGGUGACUUGUGGAGCAAAGGUCAUGCACCAAGUGCUGUUGUCUGCAUCACCCUCUUAGAAGAGCUAAGGAAGUUGGGCAAGUUAGAUGUAGCUUGCACCCUGAUGGAAAGGAUGUUCAAUGAGGGGAUUCUUCCAGACAUUAUAACCUUUAAUUGUUUGCUGCAAUGCUUAUGUGAUGUUGGUAGGGCCAGCAAUGCUAACAGAUUGAAGAUAUUGGGAUCCAGGAAAGGCAUGAAGGUAGAUGCUAGCACACUUCAUAUAUUGGUUCGUGGAUUUUCUCAUGAAGGUAGAGGUAGGGAAGGAUUACUUGUACUUGACGAAAUGCUGGACAAAGGGUUUAUAUCAGAUCUUGCUGUGUAUAACAGGCUGCAAGAUGGAAUUAAUAAGGGAACAGGAAGGCAAAUUUAAACGCCCUCUGGUGGAGGCAUCCAGCAAUAUAUGAUAACUUGAGACCAGUUCGAGCAAUGUACAGAGAUGCAAUCCAGAUAUGGGACACAGGCAUGUUGGAGGAUGAAUUGAAAGAACAUCCAGUAUAAGUGUAUAACCAAAAAUGUCCAAGUUCUCGUACAGUCGUACCAGAUCCCAACUGUUUUCCUGGUGUAAGUUUCUUUAGCCACAUUUUUGAACUUUCUCCAGGCAUCUUUAUAAGAUGUGUAUGCUAAUUGCCAGCUAUAGUCUCCAUGUUAUUCAUGAAGGAACUUGGUCUCACCAGCUUUGGCCAUCAUUGGUAUCCGCACAUCCUCAACAACGAUGGUUAACUUGCUAUCUAGAAAAAGACAUUGCAAAUGGGCACUCUUCUUUUGUGCCCACGACAGAUGCACACUCAAAUUUUGAAGGCCUACAAAGAGGUCCUCAAGUCUUAAUGAAUACUCACGAACGACCCCCUUGACUUACGGAGAUGGACAGAGACUAUUCUUUUUAAUUUAAUGACAAGCUUAUCCCACCCUGCAUCCUCCUAGCAGCUGCCUGUAAAACCUCACUUGAUGAGGGUCACCCUCUCCCGUGGAUCUCUCUCCCUUCCUGACCAGAGAGAGGUCAGAUGGGAGAGGACAGCAGUCAUCUAGGAUUUUUUUGUCCAACUUGGUUGCUAGUGUUUGAAAUGUUACAAUAUGAACAGGAAAGAUUGCUUGAAGCUGCAUAUAAAAGCUCACAGAGGAAGUCACAAGUUCCUAGGCUGCUAAUGUUUUUGAGUGAGAUGUUUCAAACUGUUUCCAGCACAUGCUUCCUAAGCAAACAAUGAGAACGAUGUUCUGAUUAGGCUGGAUGCUUCUCCUUCAGUGUCCCAGUGAGGGACCGUCCACAACUUCAUAUGGUUCUGCCUUAGAUGCUACAAGAAUGUUUUGGCCUGUAAUAUUGCCCAUAAAAGCCAGUUUAAGGCUGCUGCAAAGAUGAAGACUGUAAAAGGGGAGAGUGAUUCUGGUGGAAAUUUUAGCUUACAGUGUGCAAGAGGGAUUCCCGAACAAGAGCGAUGUUUGUGUUUCUACAAGUUUGACAAAAAUAAUUAUGGGUGCAGACCGUGAAAGUCAGUCACCACUGGGCAGCAUUGGGCGUUUUUCCCUCAAAAGUUGUCACAGUCAUCAGGACAAUAUAUAGUUGAUCGACUGUUAAAUGAGCUGAAAUCUCUAUCAAGGGUUCAGCGGCAGGCAACUUGUUUUUAUUCAUCAAUACACUUCGUUUUUUAUGGUGGGAUAUGAAUCAUCUUUAUUCAGGUGACUUUAUUUUUUUUUUUGGGACUAGGUGUCCUCAAAUGAUUUGUACUGCCUUGUUUAAAGAGUUAAAAAUCCGAGGUCCACCUAAAAUGCGUGCUUUCGUUGUUAACCUUGUCCAUCCUCUUCAGUAACUAUUACUAGAUUUGCUGUCAUGUCCUGAUCCAACAUUUCCUACAAAAGAUUCGUUCAUCUUUGUUCUGAACUGGCAAUAACAAAGAUUCCUCUUCUUCUUGUCUUUUUCUAUAAGCUACAUAUGUGUGGACCAAUUAA
Messenger RNA from Nymphaea colorata (pocket water lily), 4065 nucleotides. Its product is annotated as pentatricopeptide repeat-containing protein At2g36240. The coding region runs from base 1082 to 2494 and encodes 470 amino acids. Lineage: Eukaryota; Viridiplantae; Streptophyta; Magnoliopsida; Nymphaeales; Nymphaeaceae. Gene Ontology annotation, molecular function: protein binding. The transcript has 4 exons. The record is from RefSeq and is a predicted model, not a curated record.